UUUGAAGGCGACCAGAGGUAUCAUUGCGCCAUUAGAACUUCAAGCGUGAACAGCAGCGCUUCAAGAAGCAAAUAUUUGUAUUAAUAUAAUAAAAAACAACAGAAGAAGCAACCCAUACAGGAUGAAAUUUGUGAUCUCUUUGUGCUUUGUGACUUGCCUGAUCGCUUCACUGGAUGCCGCUGCAGUAGAGCCCUCUACAGUGCAACCCAAAGCAGCUGAUGAGAACGCAUCGACCACAACAGCGGCACCAACAGCGGCCUCAGAUGUGAUUGAAGAAUGCCACCAGCCCAAGGAGACCGGCCGUUGUUUCGCGCUCUUCUAUCGCUAUGCCUAUAAUGUGGAGAGCCGUCAAUGCGAGGAGUUCAUUUAUGGAGGCUGCAAUGGCAACCAGAAUAAUUUCGAAAGCAAGGAGGCGUGUGAGAAGAAGUGUUUGGGAAAAUCGGAAGACGGCGCCAAGGAGGAGGCGAGCACUACCCCAGCUAAGGCCAGCGAUGAGGAUAAGCCGGUAAUUCCAGCUGUUGGUGCAGUGCCUGCUGUUGUAGUUUAAACUCGCUGUUCGUGAGCAACAAUGGAAGCGUUUUAAGAUGUUGAAGAUUCUAGUAUUAUACUCGUACUUUUAUGAAUUUAAAAUUUGUUAACUAUUGAAUUUGAUGUGGCGUGUGAAUUUCGCCUAAUCAUUAUUCGUGAUA
Molecule: messenger RNA, 689 nt
Organism: Anastrepha ludens (Mexican fruit fly)
Lineage: Eukaryota; Metazoa; Arthropoda; Insecta; Diptera; Tephritidae
Product: putative Kunitz-type serine protease inhibitor
Exons: 2
Coding region: 122-547 (141 amino acids)
Molecular function (GO): serine-type endopeptidase inhibitor activity
Source: RefSeq, a predicted model, not a curated record